AUGGCCACCGCCUGCGAAGUCGUGCAGCCCUCCCCGGGGCUAUUCCUUGAUACGAGGCGUCGAGAGGAACCAUUCCUGUGGGACAUUAGUAACUCCCCCGAGCUGCUCGACCUGAGAACAUGUAUUCUUUCAGGGCUGUCGCAAACAGCCAAAGCGAUUCCGUCUUUACUUCUAUGGGACGAGCAGGGGCUCCGCAACUUCAAUGAGUGGGCCGACAGCCCCCAUUACUAUCUCAAAUCGAAGGAGAUGGAGAUUUUCGAGACGUGGAGAGACCAGAUGGCCAAUGCCCUACCACACAGGUCUGCAUUGGUGGAGCUAGGGUGCGGGAACCUGCACAAAACCUCCAUCAUUCUGUCGGCCCUCGCCAGACAAGGGAAGCAAGUCUGGUACUACGCCCUGGACGUCUCAAAAUCCGCGUUGCGCCAGAGUUUGCAGUUCUUGCAUGAAGAAUUCAUGUACUGCCCCAAUGUCAGGAUCGCCGGACUAAUUGGCACAUACGACGACUGCGUGGACUGGGUCGCUCACAACACUUCCACUCUCCACGGACUCCCUGCCACCUUUCUCUGGGUCGGAAAUAGCAUGCCGAACCUUUCCAAGACCGAAGCCAGCGAUCUCAUGAACAACUUCCGCCGAGCUUGCGGCGUGGCAGGAAUUAGCUGUCGCUUUCUAGUGUCCGCAGACGCUUGUGCCGAUGAGAGUAGAUUGCUCAAGGCGUAUGACCCGGAGGCUGGGACAUCCCGUACCUUCCUCCGCCACGGUCUUCAUCGUGCCAAAACGCUGCUGGGGACAGACUCGUUCGAGGAGGAGGUCUGGAACUGCACCGUCGAGUACGAUCGGAAAGAGAAUGAGAUCCUAGCCUUCUAUUCGCCAAGGGUGGAUGUCAUACUCGCCGUCGACCUGACCGUGCAUAAAGGGGACAAGAUAUUCUUCUUCCGCAGUGGGAAAUGGAAUGAAAGCCAGAUGGAGACCAUUGCACACCAGGCGGGCGGAUUCCAGGUUUCGCACGUAUGGAGAGAUUCGAAUGAGGAGUAUGGAUUUUAUCUUCUCUCAUCCUAA
Messenger RNA from Aspergillus ibericus CBS 121593, 1056 nucleotides. RefSeq lists its product as uncharacterized. The coding region runs from base 1 to 1056 and encodes 351 amino acids. The transcript has 3 exons. The record is from RefSeq and is a predicted model, not a curated record. Gene Ontology annotation, molecular function: methyltransferase activity. Lineage: Eukaryota; Fungi; Ascomycota; Eurotiomycetes; Eurotiales; Aspergillaceae.